AUGGACUACUUCGGCUUGGGCGCUGGCAGGACAGACGAGCUGCACAGCCUGGGUUCUGCCCUGCUCACGCCGUCCGAGGCGCUCGGCUACUUGUCGCCCAAGACGCCCUCGCCUCGACAACACUCGCCUGCGACAGCCGCUCUCGCUCAGCAGAUCCAGGAGGCUGCGGACUUGCCUCUCGCAACAGAUGAGGAGAAGGAGAAGCUGGCAGGAGCGCAGGGCGAGGCCGCGAAGCAGACUCUUUCGCCGUCGCGCCUCAAUGCUGUCCUCAAGCAGGACCCCUUACCGCCUCCCCCUCCUCAAGCUCGCUUUCUCCACGGCGGUCCUCCGCUGAGCGACCUCGAAGCGCCAUCGGCCGUCUUGCCGCAGUCAGAGCGGCGGAACAAGCCGAUCGCGAACUCGGAAUGGCGGGCUUUCACGGAUGAAGAGGAGGAACGGUUGCAUGCGGGCUGGGAGCGGUUGCAGAAGGACCAGGAGGCGAGGGACAGGUGGGCGCACUCGAAGGAGAAGGGCGUCGUAAAGGAGCAGGAGGGGAUGAAGCGGGCGGCGGAAGAUGAAGCCGAUCCCGAAGAUUCGCCGUACCUUGUUCCCGUCGGCCUCGACAACCUCUUCACGGUCUCGCUCUUCGACAACGUCCUUUAUCCCGCCUUCUGGUCCGGCAGUGCCGUCCGCGUCCUCCUCUGCCACUGGUUCUACGCCCCGCCCUCAUCGUCCCUCUCCUCGCCAAAUCAGCCGUCGCACCUCAUCAAGCCUUACCCCGUCGACCCGACGCUCUCCGCGUCUCUCGACCGCGCAUACUCGCAUAUCCGUCCAUGGGACGACUCGUACGCUGCCGAGCUUGCAUCGGCGUUGCAGGGCGGUGCCGAAGCGCAGAAACGGCUGGCGACACCGCUUGGAGUGGAGAACGAAGCGGGUACGGAAGGGAACGUCGGGAUCGAGGUGAUCUUUGAGGGGAGGGAUCGAGGAAGGGUGUACUCCAAGGGCAUGCUGGGGAGCAUGAGCAAGUCGCUCUUCAGCAAUGGCAAGGGUCUGGGCGGUGGACAGGUGGUUCUGCGAGGCUGGGACGCACUGAAGGCGUACAUCCAGGAGAAGGCCCAGAAGAAGGCGCCCACGGCGAAGACUGCCCCAGCCGAUUCGACUGCAGCUGUCACAUCUGACUCCGACACGGAAGCGUCGAGUGCUCGACGACGACCGCGCGCGGACUCGGCCUCAACGACCGGAACAGUCAAGCGGUCCGACUCGCCAGGUCCCGGUCUCUUUGCCAGCCUGCGACACCGGAUCGUCGGCGGUCCAGCACCAACCGCAGAUGGCGCCGCUACGGCGCCACCUGCGGCAGAGGUGGAUGGGAAGGUGCCGAACGAGACACAGGAGGCGGUUCAGCUGCGAGAAGAGGAGAUCGGCACGGCAGACGAGCUCGUCCUUGUCAUACACGGCAUCGGGCAGUCCCUCGCCGCCUCUUACGACUCCUUCAACUUUCUGUACGCCGUCAACGCCUUCCGGUCACAAUGCACGUCGCUUUCGACCGCCCCCGCCCUUUCGCCUCUUCUGCAUGGCAAGCGCGCGCAGUUCAUCCCGGUUCUCUGGCGCGCCGAACUCGACUUCGACAACAUCGACAACACGAACGACUCGGCCGACGAGCACCUUGCCAACCACUUCGGCGUCGCAGACAUCGAGAUCCAGAACAGCGUACCGUUCCUCCGGCAGGUCGUGUCCGGCCUCGUCCUCGACGUCCCUUUCUACCUCUCCCCAGCGCACAAGGAGAAGAUGUUGCGCUCGGUUGUCAAGGAGGCAAACCGGAUCUACCACCUCUGGGUGAAGCGGAACCCCGAAUUCGAGCAGAAGGGCGGCAAGGUCUCGAUCAUCGCCCACUCGCUCGGCUCGGUCAUGGCCGCCGACAUCCUCUCGAGUCAGCCGACGUUCGUCAAGCAGCCCGAACUGUCGGUCCGCACGCCCGGUCCGCGCGCUGCGCCCGCCAUGACGCCCGGACUGAAGCCGCUCGAGACUGCCGGCAAGGACGGCCUUACCUUCGCCUUCGACACUCGCGUCCUUUUCCUCGUUGGCAGCCCGCUCGCGUUCUUCCUCCACCUCGGCAAGGGCCAACUGAUCGCGCGGGCGGGACGUGAGCGGACGAAGCACGUUGCGCGGGAUAUCGCUCUCGAACGUGCGGGUCGGUACGGCUGUCUCGCUGUCGACGCCGUCUACAACGUCUACCAAGAGACGGAUCCGGUCGCCUUCCUUCUUGCACCGACCGUUGACGUCCGCUACGCCAAGCUCAUCAAGCCCGUCGCCAUUCCUUCGUCAAACCAGACGCUCCUGCAGAACCUCUCCGACGCCUACCACCGCGUCUCGAAGAUCUUCGACAUGUCGUCGCUGUGGGGUUCGUCAGGCGCGACGACGGGCGAGGACGGCAAGCCCAAGUCUGGCGAGGAGGCGAAGGAGCAGACGGUCAAGCAGGAGCAGGAGAAGGUGGAGAGUGCAAAGCCAGCCAGGCGACCUAGCGGGCCGAAGCGGAUGCCGACGGAGCGCGUCAAAUCGGGCGCAGGAUCCGCCGAGUACGAGUGGGUCUCGCGCGCCGAGAAGCGGAUGAAGGCGUUGAACGCGAGCGGCACGGUCGACUUCUACCUCCCCAGCGAGGGCAUUUCCCAGUACAUCGACGCGCUUACGUCGCACCAGAACUACUGGACCGACCGCCGAUUCUCGACUUUCGUCCUCUCUCAGCUGUUCGCCGAUGACGCACACAUCGAGCUCACGGGUCGCGAGGAGGUGGGUGUGGCGGAUGAAGAGUAG
Messenger RNA from Rhodotorula toruloides NP11, 2787 nucleotides. RefSeq names its product DDHD domain containing protein. The record is from RefSeq and is a predicted model, not a curated record. The transcript has 2 exons. Lineage: Eukaryota; Fungi; Basidiomycota; Microbotryomycetes; Sporidiobolales; Sporidiobolaceae. The coding region runs from base 1 to 2787 and encodes 928 amino acids. Gene Ontology annotation, molecular function: metal ion binding; glycerophospholipase activity. Gene Ontology annotation, cellular component: cytoplasm.